This is a messenger RNA of Rhinichthys klamathensis goyatoka, 2318 nucleotides long. It is a transcript of the gene cog2, whose product is annotated as component of oligomeric golgi complex 2. Gene Ontology annotation, cellular component: membrane; COG complex. Gene Ontology annotation, biological process: protein transport; Golgi organization; intra-Golgi vesicle-mediated transport. Bases 82 to 2271 code for a protein of 729 amino acids. The transcript is spliced from 18 exons. The record is from RefSeq and is a predicted model, not a curated record. Lineage: Eukaryota; Metazoa; Chordata; Actinopteri; Cypriniformes; Leuciscidae.
GAAAUGAUAUGUAGCAAAUUUCACGGUUAAAAAAAAAUACAUUUGCAGAUUAUUUUGUUUGUGGCCCGUCCUAAAAGAACGAUGACCUUACCAAAGGGGCCCGAUUCUUUGUGUUUCGACAAAGACGAAUUUAUGAAGGAUGAUUUCGACGUGGACAAAUUUGUGGCUGAUUGCAGAAAGCGUGUCCAGCUGGAGGAGAUGCGUGAAGAUCUGGAGCAAUAUUACAGACUCCUCAAAACAGCCAUGGUCGAGCUUAUCAAUAAAGACUAUGCAGAUUUUGUUAAUCUGUCCACCAAUCUUGUUGGAAUGGAUAAAGCCCUCAAUCAGCUCUCUGUCCCUCUCGGCCAGUUACGUGAGGAGGUGCUGAGUUUGAGAUCCUCUGUGAAUGAAGUUAUUGAAGCUAUAGACAACCAGUUAUCCAAGCAAGAUGACAUUCAAAAAAAGAAGCUAUGUGUGUUGAGACUCAUCCAAGUUGUGAGAUCAGUGGAGAAGAUUGAGAAAAUUCUUCAUCAAAACACCAAAGAUACAACGUCACUCGAGACCAGCAGUCCUCUUCUGGCAGGUCAGAUCCUAGAGCGGAUUGCCACCGAGUUCAACCAGUUACAGUUUCAUGCGGUCCAGAGCAAAGGAAUGCCAUUGCUUGAUAAAGUCCGCCUGAGAAUAGCCGGUAUCACAGCUAUGCUUCAACAGUCCCUGGAAGGCUUAUUGAUCCAAGGCCUGCAGACGUUAAAUGUAGAUAUCGUACGGCAUUGCCUCAGGACAUAUGCCACCAUCGAUAAGACCAGGGAUGCGGAGGCACUGGUCGGACAGGUCUUAGUCAAACCAUACAUGGAUGAGGUAAUAGUUGAACAGUUUGUCAAGUCCAACCCUAAUGGUCUAAAGAUGAUGUACACAAAGCUGUUGGAGUUUGUGCCUCAUCAUUGUAGACUGCUGAGAGAGGUGACUGGUGGGGCAAUCUCUAGUGAUAAAGCCGACAUUGUUCCAGGAUACGACUUCCUGGUGAACUCCGUUUGGCCUGAGAUCAUUAGAGGUGUUGAGGAAAGAAUCCCUUCCCUUUUCAAUCCAGGAAACCCAGAUGCAUUUUAUGAGAAAUACACUGUCAGCAUGGAUUUUGUGCGCAAGUUUGAGAGGCAGUGUGGUUCCCAGGCGAGCGUGAAGAGGCUGCGAGCACAUCCGUGCUACCAGAGCUUCCACAACAAAUGGAACCUGCCAGUGUACUUCCAGCUACGGUUCAAGGAGAUUGCAGGAAGUCUAGAAAAUGCCAUUGCUGAUGGACUAGAGGCAUCUCCAGCGGGCGGCAGCUACCACCUGCAGGUUACCGAGGUGUUGUGGAGCUGUGUGUGCAGGUGCUGGGCUGACCAGGUGUAUCUGCCACCGCUUGCUCAUCGGUUUUGGAAGCUAACGUUGCAGCUGAUCUCCAGAUACGGCACCUUUAUUACAGAGGUUCUAACAAAAACGUCACCUUCAGAGACUAGCAAAGAUUUGGUAAAACCGCUCCCAAGCUCCGCCUCCUCCACAUCCAGCCGCACAUCACAGGAUGCAGACAGCGAUACCAGUGGCCCCACAGUUUUGUCUACCAAGCAGCUCGUCUUCAUCGCAGCUGAUGUUGAUAAGUUACAAGGGCAGAUUCCAGAUAUCUCUGAGAUGAUCAGGGCAAAAUUGGAUAGUAUUGGAUUCAAAAACUUUACCGUAGUUUCAGAAGCCUUGCAGGAUUCCAGGGCGUCCCUGUACAGCUGCGUCCCCACACUGAACAGCAGAAUGACUCAGCAUCUAACAGAAAGGAGCGUUCGUUUCCUGAAAAGCGCUUCAGAAGUACCAAGACUUUAUCGAAGGACCAACAAGGAAGUUCCCACCAGAGCCUCAGCCUAUAUGGACAACGCACUUCGGCCACUCCAUCAGCUGGUCACCGACUCCAAAAAUGUGGUGAAAGACUCCAUCAUCCAGGAGUGGCUUCGGGUCACACUCUCAGACUGCACUCAUAGAUAUUUCGAAACUAUAUCGGACGUGCUGAGUUCAGUGAGGAAGAUGGAGGAAAGUCUAAAGAGGUUGAAACAGGCUCGGAAAACAGCCACCACCAGCACCAUAGGCAUCAAUGCAGGACCGUCAGAUGACAGUAAGAUCCGCCUGCAGCUGGCACUGGAUGUGGAGUAUCUCGGAGAACAGAUUCAGAAGAUGGGUCUUCAGCCAAGUGACAUCACCAUGUUCUCGUCUCUGCUGGAACUGGUACAGGAGGCAAGAGAUCUCGCCUCAACGGAACAGACGGGGGCCUAAACCACAAUGGCUCUGGAGGGGCCAGAUCAAAAGUACGGUCCAAAAUG